AAUGACAGUUAGACAGCAAAAUAAGUAAAAAUGGCGGCCACCAUGGAUUCUGUUAGAGAAAAAGCUCUUCAAGAUUAUCGAAAAAAGCUUUUAGAACAUAAGGAAGUCGAAUCACGUCUUAAAGAAAUGAGGGAACACCUCAAAGAUCUGACAAAGCAGUAUGAUAAGUCUGAAAAUGACUUAAAAGCAUUACAAAGUGUUGGACAGAUUGUUGGAGAAGUAUUAAAGCAGCUUACAGAAGAAAAAUUCAUAGUGAAAGCAACCAAUGGUCCACGUUAUGUUGUUGGAUGUCGGCGCCAGUUGGAUAAAAACAAAUUAAAAUCUGGAACAAGAGUUGCUUUAGACAUGACAACUCUUACAAUCAUGCGCUAUUUACCACGUGAGGUUGAUCCAUUAGUUUAUAAUAUGUCUCACGAGGAUCCUGGUGAUGUUACAUAUUCUGCAAUUGGUGGCUUGAGUGAACAAAUACGCGAAUUACGUGAGGUUAUAGAACUGCCACUAUUAAACCCUGAACUUUUCCAAAGAGUUGGGAUCACUCCGCCUAAGGGGUGUUUAUUGUACGGUCCUCCUGGUACUGGAAAGACACUACUGGCAAGGGCUGUUGCGAGUCAGUUGGAUGCAAAUUUCUUGAAAGUUGUUUCAAGUGCUAUUGUCGAUAAAUAUAUUGGAGAGUCAGCUAGACUGAUUAGAGAAAUGUUUAAUUAUGCUCGCGAUCAUCAACCCUGUAUUAUAUUUAUGGACGAAAUUGAUGCUAUUGGUGGCCGCAGAUUUUCAGAAGGGACAAGUGCUGAUCGAGAAAUUCAGAGAACUUUGAUGGAAUUGUUAAAUCAAAUGGAUGGAUUUGAUUCUUUGGGCCAAGUAAAAAUGAUAAUGGCUACAAAUAGACCUGAUACCUUGGAUCCCGCGUUAUUACGACCGGGAAGACUGGAUAGAAAAAUUGAAAUACCACUACCCAAUGAACAAGCUCGUUUAGAGAUCUUAAAGAUUCAUGCCUUGCCAAUUGCCAAACACGGUGAAAUCGACUAUGAAGCAGUGGUCAAACUUUCGGAUGGUUUCAAUGGCGCUGACUUGAGAAACGUGUGCACAGAGGCUGGUCUGUUUGCGAUACGGUUAGAAAGAGAGUAUGUAAUACAAGAAGAUUUUAUGAAAGCUGUCAGAAAAGUUUCUGACAAUAAGAAACUUGAAUCGAAACUAGAUUAUAAGCCUGUGUAAAUUUAACGUAAUUCACUAUUUUAUAUUUAAAAAAUGACAUUAGAUGUCUAUUCAUUUCUGUAUAAUCUAAGUGUUGAGUCAUUCAGCAUAUCGUGCUUGCUAUUUGUUAUUAUAUUUUCUAAUAAAAGAAAAUUUU
Molecule: messenger RNA, 1348 nt
Organism: Linepithema humile (Argentine ant)
Lineage: Eukaryota; Metazoa; Arthropoda; Insecta; Hymenoptera; Formicidae
Gene: Rpt4
Product: Regulatory particle triple-A ATPase 4
Biological process (GO): positive regulation of RNA polymerase II transcription preinitiation complex assembly
Cellular component (GO): cytosolic proteasome complex; proteasome regulatory particle, base subcomplex
Molecular function (GO): ATP binding; ATP hydrolysis activity; proteasome-activating activity
Source: RefSeq, a predicted model, not a curated record